Messenger RNA from Boleophthalmus pectinirostris (great blue-spotted mudskipper), 5590 nucleotides. RefSeq names its product INO80 complex subunit D (gene ino80da). The record is from RefSeq and is a predicted model, not a curated record. Gene Ontology annotation, cellular component: nucleus. NCBI's taxonomy places the organism in Eukaryota, Metazoa, Chordata, Actinopteri, Gobiiformes, Gobiidae.
CAUGUCCCCGCAGUGCCUGUAGUGGUGCUGUGUGGAGUCUGCUGUGGAUCCAACUAAAAUCCCCAGCAGUCUUCCUACUGCUUAUAAUUUGCUCUGGAUAGCCUAUAAUCAAAUGUAUCCAUAUUUUUAGAUAUGCGGAGCCUGAUGAAGAUUGCUAUUAUCAUCUAAUCUCCGAUAUCGAUGCACAUAUAGCCUAGCUGAUCGUAAUAGACACUUCGGCCGUCUGUGUGGAGCGAAUACCGUGCUCAGCCCAUAUCAAUUCAAGCUCAUGUUGUCAAGGACAAGAGUCACGUGAUGUAUGAAGGCAAACACAUACACUUCUCCGAGGUUGACAAUAAGCCGCUGUGUUCAUACAGCCCAAAGCUCUGCAAGCAGCGCAGACUCAAUGGUUAUGCCUUCUGUAUUCGUCAUGUUUUAGAGGAUAAAACUGCACCCUUUAAGCAAUGUGAAUAUGUGGCAAAGUACAACAGUCAAAGAUGUACAAAUCCCAUCCCCAAGUCAGAGGACCGCAGAUACUGUAACAGCCACCUACAGGUCCUGGGUUUUAUUCCGAAGAAGGAACGCAAAAAGAAUGACACAUUGGAGGAGAUGCGUUCUAGGGCUCAUUUGGAGUCAGUGGCUCUUAACAUAACUGUACCUUCUUUAGCUUUAAAAGCUCCCAAUGGCCUAGAUGAACUUCCACCAUCUCCGCCCUGUACCCGUAUAUUAGCCCUUCCUGAUGGGGAAUUACUGGACCCUUUUGCCUUUUAUGAAGACGACACAGAUGGGGAGGAGAUAAGUACUCAUCGGAAAGACAGUGCCAUCAAAAAGAAACUACAAAAUAAACUAGUGCUCAACCAGAAACUCUGCCAUGACACAGACAUCUUCCAGACACCGCCUGAGCACUUUACUCCAUCCCCUGUCCCCCGCGUUCACCCCUCUUCACCCCUCAGCACUCACCUCUCUCGGCACCAGUCAGGUCUUCAGCCAGUCCAGCACUCCAGUGUGACUUCCUUCAGCUUUCCAGGGCAGCAGCAGCAGCAGCAGCCGCAGCAGGGGUUAAUAUGCAAUCCACCUCCACCUCAGACAGUCAACUUUCUGCCUCCAGGGAUGCCCACAAGUGCAGCACCCAGUCCUGUUCAAGCUUCAUCACUUAGAAAAAUGCCUUUCACCUCAACAAACUUGCCUGUUACCUGCAAAGAGAGCAGUAGUAACUGUCAGCGGCACGUGGUAGUCAUGCACCCUGCUGCCUUCUCACCUUCUGCCACCUGCUUGGCCAGGCUGCAAAAUCUUGUACAACUCUGUGCUAAAAGACACCAUGAAUAUGGAGACCUCUUUCCUCAUUUAGGACUGGACUGGUCUGAGGAUAGUGAUGAUGAUUAUGAACAUAAUGAAGAUGAUGCAGAAGAGAGACUGCAUCCUCUCCACAGCUCAUGGGGACCAUUAAACAGAGUGGAGGAUGAGAGUGGACUGCCUCGACGAUCACGGCUACUAAGGCUUUGCUCAUACCUUCAGGAGAAAUACAAGCACAUGUGCAGGCAGGAAAGGGCCAGUAUCCGGCAAAAAAGAUAUCGUUAUGCCUUUCGCAAAGCCCUGCUCCAUGCUGCCAGUAAGAACCCUGAUUGUGCUGGGCAGCUAAUCCGGGAGCUGCAUGGUGUUUCAGAAAACUCUUUAAGUGUGGCUCAAGGAAAGCAGCAGAAUACAAACGCAGGAAUCUGCACUGGCAGCACAAAGGGUCAGGCCUGCACCAACAAAGCUCUGCCUUUUACCCGACACUGUUUUCAGCACAUUCUGUUGAAUCGUUCCCAGCAACUUUUUUCUAGUUGUACAGCCAAAUUUGCAGAUGGUCAGCAGUGCUCCAUUCCUGUGUUUGAUAUCACUCAUCAGACACCUCUCUGUGAAGAACAUGCCAAAAAAAUGGAUAAUUUUUUGCGUGGAGAUGGACACAGAAGAGUGCAACACCAGCAACAGCGCAAGCCACGUAAAAAGACAAAGCCACCAGCUCUUACCAAAAAACACAAAAAGAAGAGGAGGAGAGUGCCCCAAAGGCCUCAGAAACCCAUCCCACCGGCUUUGCCACAGGGGAACCUAGGAAUGCCUUCAACAAGCUUAGCAAUGCCGUCACAGGCUUGUAUCAGGAGCCCCUCGACACCAGAGCUGAGUGCAGAUGAACUUCCUGAUGACAUCACAAAUGACAUGGCAGACAUUCCAAACGACCUUGAGCUGAACCAGGAAGAUUUUUCUGACGUUUUACCCAGACUCCCCGAUGACCUGCAGGACUUCGACUUAUUUGAAGGUAAAAAUGGAGAAUUAUUGCCCACUACAGAGGAGGCAGAAGAGCUGGUGCGAGCUCUGCAGGCAAUGGGAUCGUACCCAGAUUCUUUGGUGUGCCUGACCUCCAUUGCAGAUUUAACACCGUCUGAAGGAGUGGACCACAGAGCCAUGACUGUGUUUCCUGGGCCUGUGCAGACAGGGGGCAUGGGGGACCUGCUCAACAGCCGCAUUCAAACAGAAAACUUCACCAGCCUUGAACUUGCGGACAAUCUACUGCAGUCCACUGGAAGUCACUUUCCUCCCUCGCCUCCGUCAGAACCCUCAAACCAGCCUCCAACAUCAUGUUCAAACCUAACUCCUCCAACCCCUACUGCGACCCAGUCCUUAACAGAGCGGACGUUUACACAAACGCACACAUCCACUGUCCUGACAAAGUCAGACGCUCCCACGCCGUCUUCCCAGCGCAACCACUACAGCAGCGACCCUGUGCCCUCCCCGUACAGUGACCAUAUAUCUUCACCUCAUGCCCCCAGCUUCCCCACAGACACGCCUCUGCUCCUGGAGGUCCCUCUGAGCAGUGCACCAGGGGCCCCUCGCUCUUCAUGGAACAAUAUUACACUCUCUCUCACUGAUCCUUCACAGUUUGGUAAUCUUAUUGGCUCUGACAGUCAUCUUAUAUCCACAUCUCUGUCCACUCCCCCAGCGACUACUCAUUCUGCCACACUGCAGCCGAUGGCAGCCCUUUCAGCAAUGCCUCAGACUGGUCUGACUGGUUUGGCCAACCCUCCAGCCCCCUCCUCUUCUCAUGACAGUUCUACCCAGCCCAAGCAGCAGCUCCCUCAGUUCAGUGCGGCCUUUGGCCAUCAGUUGGCCUCCCACAGUGGCAUCCCAAAAGAUGUGCAGCCUAGCCACAGCUCCACAGCGCCUCCUGCUGGGUUCUCAAUAGUGAGUGCCACCGCUGCUAGUGCCAACAGCACCACACCGCCAUUCACUCAAAGUAAAUGAUGCGGCCUGCAGCGGCUCUGAGAUUGCUGUGGACUCCAGUCACUGACAAUCCUCUUUGGCUUAAAUUUGACCAGCUUUUCUAUCUGCUGUGUGCAAUAUGUAAAUGGUGCACUAUUUGAUAAUGAAUUUGCACAACCUCAGAUUACCUUCAAUAAUUUCUGGUUUUCUUAGUGUACUUGACAGCCAUGCAAGAUUGCCGGUCACUGUGAGUCCACUUGUCUGAUGCCUUGUGGUUACCAGGGGUUACAGUCAAAAGACAUUCUGGUGAAAGCCUGCAGAUGGACCUUAGCAGAGAUUAUCUCAGAUUUCAAAAACUUAGAUGCCUCAAUCACUAGUUUUUUAUUUGCGUUUGCCAGGUAACUCCUGACUUUGAUUCAUCUAAAAUACACCCUGCCUUGCUCAGAUGGCCAUUACAUUUUUAUUUUUCUACCUAUGUAAGCUCAGCAUUUGUCACCCUGUUUAGAAUAGUAAAAGAACUGCUUUUGAUGUCAGUGACCAUUAUGUAUGAAGCUAUAGUUGUGAGUCAUGUUUUGUCAUGAUGUAGAAUCUUAUUGAGUCAUUUCACAGAUAUGAAUUUACCAAACUACUUUUAAACAGCUGUUUUUAUAUUGUGUAUACAGUGUAUGGACUCAUUUAAUGGUUUGCUCAGACGUCAUAUAUUCUGACCUCACCAUUGGUUGUGGAACCCUGAGUGGCCUAGUAGACACUUGAAGGUAAAUCAAGUUCAAAGCAAUAAACACAUUAUCAUGACUCACCAUGAAAAGUAUUUUCUUGGUCUCAUUACUUGUAGCUUCACUUGGUAAAUUUUUAUCAGGAAUAUAUUUUAGCUGUUUAACUGUUGUUUUUGACAACAGUUUCACUCAGAAGGAGACCAGCAAUCAGGUUAGCUCAUAUACUUAGUGAAUAAGGUUAAGCAGUGUCAGUGGUUUUAUGAUGGUGAUGGUGUAAACCAGGGGCUUUAAGUGUCUACUCCAAAGGUACUCUGGUCCACAUAGACCAUGGUCUUGCAUGUAGUAUUCAUAACAAAAGUGUGUAGAGUUACUUUGAUGGUGUCAUGGUUGGUGUCCCCGGUAAUGGCCUGAGUAAAUGCUUUUAAUUGACACGUUACUUUGAGAUUUUGCACUCAUUUGCUCAGUAGAUGAUCAUAAUGGUAAAAUUGUGCGGAGAAAUCAAAGUUACAAACACUUUUGAGAAAAAUAAUGCAAUCUUGGGAUGUCUGGUUAGAAUAAAUCAAUUUUCCCCUGUUAAUUACAGCAGCACAACCAUGUUUUGAUCAAUAUAUUACACAUCAACAUUGUAGACUAUUUGAUAUUUAGAGUAGAGAUCUAUCUUGGGGUUUGUGGGUGAUCAUUGAGUAGCAAUUGACAUAGUUCUUUGCAAUGUAUUCAGUGGAAGCUGUGUGUUGUAGAGUUCAGUCUCCAAGUUUUUAAUGGCUAUCAAAAGUGUAUUUUGUAUGUUUUUUGUCAGGGUUGGAGGGGUCAGUGUUUGGUGUCAUUUUCUGUCCUUUUAUUUUCUUAUAUUCCAGUGGAGAGGGAGACUUUUGAUAGCUAUUAAACUAGAGGAAGCAGUGUAAGAUUGCAUGGGGCAGGAACACUUUGUCAGUUUUGAUAUUUAAUUAUGGUCUCUGGUGGUAUAAAGCAUAGGGAAGUAUCCAUCGACAUUACUUGUCAGUGAGAAGAAUAGAUUUUUAUAUUGUGUUUUACGUUGAUUUGCACAAAACCGAAGGAUGCUAAAACGUGGCAUGUCUUUUUUGCCUUUUUUUUGCGGGAAGCUAGUUUAACUCUACAGCUGCUCUGAGCCUGCACCAGACCCCUCAUCCAGCUGUGAGAGGACCCCGUAUCUGCCCCCCCCCCAUUCCCCCUAGAGAGAGGGAGAGAGAGGUCACAUGAACAGUGCGACGAGCAGGCUUCAGUUCUUUCAGAAAACCUGUUGAAUUAAGGUAAACUGCUGUAUCCACAUAGCAUGAGAUUAGUUGUUGCACCCAUUUCACUCUGGAACACAGAACAAAUGUUACAGGGCUCGUAGGCACAUGUAACUGCUUGACUUCAGAGCUGGCUGACAAAUUCCUAUACUCAUUGAAUGUACUGUAUUACUGUUUUUAAAGAUAGGAUGAGCUAAUCUAGUCACCUUUUGUUAUUGGUCCUUGUUUUAAUUUGUCUAAGGUAUUUUUUGUAUACAAAGGUUUACAUUUUUAUGUAUAUUUUUCUUGUGUACAAAUUAUGUAAUAUGUGUAUAAACACUGUAUGUAAUUAUCUGUAUAUAGUGUGAGAAAUCUGAUCUUUUGUUUUUGGAUGUAUAAAUAAAACUUGCUGUGAGGUAUUUACUGAUAUAA